Messenger RNA from Arachis ipaensis, 1620 nucleotides. RefSeq lists its product as uncharacterized. Gene Ontology annotation, molecular function: protein dimerization activity. Lineage: Eukaryota; Viridiplantae; Streptophyta; Magnoliopsida; Fabales; Fabaceae. The record is from RefSeq and is a predicted model, not a curated record.
AUGGUUGGGAGAUAUGGAAUUGGCUACAAACCCCCUUCUUACCAUGAGUUAAGAGAAACCCAAUUAAAGAAAGCAGUGAACAAUGUUGAUGAAAUGCUUACUGAAUUUAAAGCAGAGUGGAAGAGAACUGGUUGUUCAAUCAUGUCGGAUGGAUGGACUGAUAAAAAAAGGCGUAGUAUUUGUAAUUUCUUGGUGAACAGCCCUAAAAGAACAGUUUUUCUUUAUUCAUUGGACACUUCUGACAUCUCGAAAACAACGAAUAAAGUUGUCAAAAUGCUAGAAGAUGCCGUAGAAUUUGUUGGUGAAGAGAAUGUAGUCCAAAUUGUUACAGAUAAUGCUGCUAAUUAUAAGGCUGCUGGAAAAAGAAUGAUGGAGACUAGAAAAAGUUUGUAUUGGACACCAUGUGCUGCACACUGCAUAGAUUUGAUAUUGGAGGAUUUUGAAAAGAAGCUAAAGGUGCAUGAAACAACCAUAAAAAAGGGAAGAAAAAUCACCACUUUUAUCUACUCUCGGAGUAUGCUCAUUAGCAUGUUGAGGAAUUUUACAAAGGGAAAAGACUUGGUUCGGCCAGGUGCCACAAGAUUCGCCACUGCCUAUUUGACUCUCACUUGUCUUCAUGAUAAUAAUGGACCAUUGAUGACUAUGUUUACUUCUGCUGAUUGGAAGACAACUAAGGUUGCAUCAACGCCUGAAGGAAUAAGAGUCCAAAACAUGGCCUUGGAUAGUAGGCUAUGGAAGAAUAUUGUCAUAUGCCUCAAGACUGCUGCUCCUCUCAUUAUAGUCCUUCGCUUGGUUGAUUCGGAUGAAAAACCAGCCAUGGGUUUCAUCUUUGAAGGCAUGAGAAACGCCAAAGAAACAAUCAAGACUAACUUCGGUUGUGUUAAAAAGAGUUACGAACCUAUAUGGGAAAUUAUUGAUGGAAGGUGGGAAAGUCAAUUGCAUAGACCAUUGCAUGCAGCUGCGUAUUAUCUUAAUCCUCAUUAUCACUAUGAACCAAAUUUCAUGGUUGAUGAUGCUGACAUUAAGAUUGGUCUAUAUAGUUGUUUGAAAAAACUGGUUCCUAACCAGGAAGAAAGGAAAAAGGUUGGUCUACAGCUUCCUGACUUUCAUUAUGCUAGAGGCCUCUUUGGUAAUGAAACUGCAAAGAGUAGUAGGAAGACCAUGCUACCUGCUGAGUGGUGGGACUUCUAUGGAGAUAGUUGUCCAGAACUAAAGAAGUUUGAUAUCCAAGUGCUAAGCUUAACUUGUAGUUCAUCUGGUUGUGAGCGUAAUUGGAGUGCAUUUAAAAUGGUUCAUACAAAGAGAAAAAAUCGGUUGCAUCAAAAGAAAAUGAAUGAUUUAGUGUAUGUGAUGUAUAAUUUGAAAUUAAAGGGCAAGCAAAUUAGAAAAAGUCCAGAACUUGAAUUUGAUGCAGUGCAUUCUGAUGAUGAGUGGAUAACUGAGGAUGUUAAUGAAAAUAUUGCUGAAAGUGUUGAGCAUUCUCACUUGCCAACGAAUGACAAUACUAAUGAUGAUCCAAAUAGUAAUGAAUUUGCUAUUCCAGAUUUUGUUGGCCGUGUUGAACCUGAGGCUGAAAGAAAUGAUGUUUCUGAUGAUGAUGGUUUGAAUGUCUAUAUCUGA